GCACGCGCAUGCGCGGGGCAGGCGCCCAGGCAGGCAGCAUGGCUGCCCUGCGCUGGGGCCGCGGCGCGGCGGAGCUGAGCAGGGCGCUGCGGUCCUCGGGCCGCCCCUGCGCCAUGGCCAAAGAAGGGAUCCUCGGUGGCCUCUGGGGCCCCAGGAUGAACUCGUCCGCCAGCCCCUGUGAACAAGAGCGCCAGAAGGACUGGGGCCGUGUAGAACUGCUGGAGGUGCUGGAGGCCCGGGUGCGGCAGCUGCAGGCGGAGAGUGUAUCCGAAGUGACAGUGAAGAGGGUGGAGGUAGCUCGAGUCCCAGCUGACAGUGGCAGGGCUGGUGGCACCCCGCCACCUGUGAAGUCCCAGCUAAAGAUCAGCAGGGGCUGGGCAAAGAGGCUGGACCAGGACCAGCAGGUGCUACAGAAGCGGCAGAAGUUACUGCAGGAGAAGCUGCAGGUGCACGGUCAGUUCCCGAUCCCCAAGUUCAAGCCUAAGGUCAAGGCUAAGUCCAAGGGCAAAGCCAAGCCCAUGGCCACAGACAAGCCCCCCACCAAAACUGUGGCCACGGCUACAGCCAAGUCUGCGGCCACAGCCACAGCUACAUCCAUGACCAUGGCUUCACCCAUGGCCACGGCCAAGCCUACGACCAGGUCAACAGCUGCACCCAAGGCCAACCCCAAGCCCACGGCUGCACCCAAGGCCAACCCCAAGCCCACGUCCACGUCCACGGCUGCACCCAAGGCCAACCCCAAGCCCACGGCCACGUCUACGGCUGCAUCCAAGGCCAACCCCAAGCCCACGGCCACGUCCACGGCUGCACCCAAGGCCAACCCCAAGCCCACGUCUCCGGCUGCACCCAAGGCCAACCCCAAGCCCACGGCCACGUCUAUGGCUGCAUCCAAGGCCAACCCCAAGCCCACGGCCACGUCUACGGCUGCACCCAAGCCCAACCCGGAAGCCACAUCUGUGGCUGCAUCCAAGGCCCAGGCCAAGCCCUCAGCCACAUCCACAGCCACACCCAAGGCCAAGCAUGUGGCCAUGGCCAAGCCGCCACUUGCUGAGCCCCAGCUGGUGAGCAAGCAGCAGGCCAGCAAGAAACACAGGAGGAAAGGGCCUGCACCGGAGCUCGUGCAGGGCACCUGGGAGGAGUGGGUGCCCUCGCAGCCGUGGGCAGCCUCCCUGAAGCCGAGCAGCAGCAGCGCUCAGGCCCUGCCGAAACUGACCCUGGAGCAGCAGGCACAGCAACAAAGGCUUCAGGUCUUCCUCGAAUGCUGCCUGGCCAGUGGGCAGGUGGCCCUCGCCCACCACAUGCUGGUCAGCCACCUCGCCGAGCUGCACAAGCAGUACUUGCUCACCCAGGCCAUGUACAAUACCGUCAUGCUUGGCUGGGCUCGACAGGGCUCCUACCAAGAGCUAGUGUCUGUGCUGACCAUGAUGAAAUACAGCGGCUUCACCCCAGACCUGCUGUCCUAUGCCUCCAUCCUGCAGUGCAUGGGGCGGGUAGACCAGGAUGUCACCACCAUCCAAAGGUGUCUGGAGCAGAUGGCCCAGGAUGGCCUGCAGCUGGAGCAGCUGUUCUUGGAGGAGACCCUGUCCAGUGAGGAGAGGGCUGCCCUGCUGCGGGCUGUGCUCAAGGCCAAGCCCGACUUCUGCCCACCACAGCCCUCACCGCAGGUCAACACUUCCGCGCUGCUCAGGGAAAUCUAUGCCAAGGACGGCCCUGUGUCCUACCCAAAGCUGCACCUCCCGCUGGAGACGCUGCAGGCCAUGUUCCAGGAGCAGCUGAAGGUAGAGCUGGCCGGCAAGGUUCAAGUGGAAUCCGUGGAGAAGGUCUUGUCACCGACCCAGGAGACCCUUGCGGCGCGGAAGACCCUGGAGACCCUGCGGAGGACGUGGGAGGCUGAGCUGCACAACCAGCUGCAGGCAACCAAGGCCAACCUGGCUCAGGUGACGUGCCAGGGGCGGCUCACGCUCUACCCCUUCCUGUGCGUGCUGCCUGAGGACCAGCUGGUGGAGAUGCUCAUACAGCUCCUGUUCGCGCUGCCUGCCCAGGGUGAGCCGUUCGUGCAUGUGGUGCACCGGCUGGCCAUGCAGACUUUCCAGCGGCACAUUGUGCAGCAGAGACAGCGCCGAGGCCAGCUGCAGGCGCUGGAGCAGCGGUAUACGCAGUACCUGCAGCUGCUUGCCUGUGACACCCAGGUGGCCGAUCCCUGCCUGCCGCGGCAGUACUGGGAGACGCUGGGGCUGCCUGAGCCCCCGCCGCCACAGCUCUGGCCCAUGAUGGAGCUCCUGCCGCUGGGCAAGCUGCUGUUGGAGAUCCUGGUGCAGUCAGUGCAGCUGCCACCCAGCCUGGCCCCACCCCAGAGCUCCUCCCACCCGGUCCCAGUGCUAUAUCAUGUGUACACCUUCCGUGGCAUUCGCCAGAUUGGCCUCCUGAGGCCGCAUCCGGCCUUCAUCCAGCUGCUGGAGGAUGCUGCAGAACCCAUGCUGAUCUUUGAGGCGGCCGACAUGCCCAUGCUGUGCCCCCCAUUGCCCUGGACCUCGUCUCAGGCUGGAGGCUUCCUGCUGAGCCCCACCAAGCUGAUGCGCUCCGUGGAGGGCACGCUGCAGCACCAGCACCUGCUGGAGAGCUGCACGCCCGCUGCGCUGCACGGAGCCCUGGACACCGUCACGCAGCUGGGCAACUGUGCCUGGCGUGUCAAUGGGCGCGUGCUGGACCUGGUGCUGGAGGUCUUCCACAACAAGGGCUGCGCCCGCCUGGGCGUCCCACCACCCACCUCUGAGGCGCCACGCCCGCCCCUGGACCACCUGCUGCGCAAUGCCCCGCCGGACCGCAAGGCCCAGCUGCGGCAGGAGGUGGCCCGCUGUCUGAAGGUUGCCCGUGAGAUGCACGGGCUGCGGCAGGAGGCUCUGUACCGCCUGUCGCUGGCCCAGCACCUGCGGCACCGAGUCUUCUGGCUGCCGCACAACAUGGACUUCCGUGGCCGCACUUACCCCUGCCCACCCCACUUCAACCACCUGGGGAGCGACCUGGCACGUGCCCUGCUGGAGUUCGCCCAGGGCCGCCCACUCGGCCCCCACGGCCUCAGCUGGCUCAAGAUCCACCUGGUCAACCUCACUGGGCUCAAGAAGCGCGAGCCACUGCACGCCCGCCUGGCCUUUGCCAACACCAUGAUGGAUGACAUCCUGGACUCAGCUGACCGGCCCAUGACGGGCCGGAAGUGGUGGAUGGAGGCUGAGGACCCCUGGCAGACUCUGGCCUGCUGCAUGGAGGUGGCCCGGGCUGUGCGGUCCCCAGACCCCACGGCCUAUGUCUCCCACCUGCCCGUUCACCAGGAUGGCUCCUGCAAUGGCCUGCAGCAUUACGCCGCCUUGGGCCGUGACAGCGUGGGUGCUGCCUCUGUCAACUUGAUGCCCGCAGAUGAGCCGCAGGAUGUGUACAGUGGGGUGGCCGCACAGGUGGAGGUGUUCCGUACUCAGGACGCACAGCAGGGCCUGAAGGUGGCCCAGGUGCUGGAGGGCUUCAUCAGCCGAAAGGUAGUGAAGCAGACGGUCAUGACCGUGGUCUAUGGUGUCACCAUUUACGGCGGGCGCCUGCAGAUUGAGAAGCGCCUCCGUGAGAUCAGAGACUUCCCGCAGGUCUUCGUGUGGGAGGCCUCCCAGUACCUUGUGCACCUGGUCUUCAAGAGCCUCCAGGAGAUGUUCGCAGGCACCCGGACCAUCCAGCACUGGCUGACCCAGAGUGCCCGGCUAAUCGCCCAAGCCGGCUCGGCCGUGGAGUGGGUGACACCCCUGGGCGUCCCCAUUGUUCAGCCCUAUCAUCAGGAGUCCAAGCUGGUGAUCAGAGGCGGCCUCCAGAGCAUCACCUGGAACAGCUCCGUGGAUGCCAGCCAGAAGCCCAAUUUGUUAAGGCAGAAGAACGGUUUCCCGCCCAACUUUAUCCACUCGCUGGACUCCUGCCACAUGAUGCUCACAGCCCUGCACUGCUACAGGAAGGGCUUGACCUUCGUGUCUGUCCACGACUGCUUCUGGACACACGCGUGCGACAUCCCCGUCAUGAACGAGGUGUGCCGCGAGCAGUUCGUGAGGCUGCACAGCCAGCCCAUCCUGGAGGACCUGUCUGCCUUCCUGGUGCGGCGCUUCUGCUCGGCAGACAGCCCUCACCCUGGGACAGACGCCGCGCAGACUGCCAAGCUGCUGGAGACGCUGCGGUCCGUGCCGCGGAAAGGGGACUUCGACCUGGAGCAGGUGAAGGGCUCCACCUACUUCUUCAGCUGACGCAGGCCCUGCCCGCUGUCCCAGGGCGCCCCAUGAACAGUGUAAAUAAAGUCUGUCACCACCCACGGA
This is a messenger RNA of Chinchilla lanigera (long-tailed chinchilla), 4337 nucleotides long. RefSeq names its product polymerase (RNA) mitochondrial (DNA directed) (gene Polrmt). The transcript is spliced from 21 exons. NCBI's taxonomy places the organism in Eukaryota, Metazoa, Chordata, Mammalia, Rodentia, Chinchillidae. Gene Ontology annotation, cellular component: mitochondrial DNA-directed RNA polymerase complex. Gene Ontology annotation, biological process: mitochondrial transcription. Gene Ontology annotation, molecular function: mitochondrial promoter sequence-specific DNA binding; DNA-directed RNA polymerase activity; protein binding. The record is from RefSeq and is a predicted model, not a curated record. Bases 9 to 4268 code for a protein of 1419 amino acids.